GCCGUCCCGCCUCCUCCCCGCGCUCCGCAGCGGCGGGCCGGGCCUGGAGGCGGCGCUGGGAGCGCUGAGGCGGUGCAGCGGCCUGGAGGGAGCGGCGGGGGUUUACCGCUCUCAGCCCCCUCUCUCCGCGGUGCCCUGGGGCGGGCGUUCACCUGCCUGAUCCCGCCCUCAGUGUAGUGCCUGGGCUGGGGCAGGCCUGGGUAUUUACCCCUGUGACCCCCCAUCUCUUCCUCACCGUGCCCCGAGGGGGGAGGGGCUGGGGCAGGCCUGGGUAUUUACCCCUGUGACCCCCCCAUCUCUUCCUCACCGUGCCCCGAGGGGGGAGGGGCUGGGGUAUUUACCCCUGUGACCCCCCCAUCUCUUCCUCACUGUGCCCUGAGGGGGGAGGGGCUGGGGUAUUUACCCCUGUGACCCCACAUCUUUUCCUCACCGUGCCCCGAGGGGGGAGGGGCUGGGGUAUUUACCCCGUGACCCCCCAUCUCUUCCUCACCGUGCCCCGAGGGGGGAGGGGCUGGGGUAUUUACCCCUGUGACCCCCCCAUCUCUUCCUCACUGUGCCCUGAGGGGGGAGGGGCUGGGGUAUUUACCCCUGUGACCCCACAUCUUUUCCUCACCGUGCCCCGAGGGGGGAGGGGCUGGGGUAUUUACCCCGUGACCCCCCAUCUCUUCCUCACCGUGCCCCGAGGGGGGAGGGGCUGGGGCAGGCCUGGGUAUUUACCCCUGUGACCCCCCCAUCUCUUCCUCACCGUGCCCCGAGGGGGGAGGGGCUGGGGUAUUUACCCCUGUGACCCCCCCAUCUCUUCCUCACUGUGCCCUGAGGGGGGAGGGGCUGGGGUAUUUACCCCUGUGACCCCCCAUCUCUUCCUCACCGUGCCCCGAGGGGGGAGGGGCUGGGGCAGGCCUGGGUAUUUACCCCUGUGACCCCCCCAUCUCUUCCUCACCGUGCCCUGAGGGGGGAGGGGCUGGGGUAUUUACCCCUGUGACCCCACAUCUUUUCCUCACCGUGCCCCGAGGGGGGAGGGGCUGGGGUAUUUACCCCGUGACCCCCCAUCUCUUCCUCACCGUGCCCCGAGGGGGGAGGGGGGGCUGGGGCAGGCCUGCGUAUUUACCCCUGUGACCCCCCCAUCUCUUCCUCACCGUGCCCUGAGGGGGGAGGGGCUGGGGUAUUUACCCCUGUGACCCCCCCCAUCUGUUCCUCAUUGUGCCCUGAGGGGGAAGGGGCUGGGGUAGGCCUGGGUAUUUACUCCUGUGACCCCCCCAUCUGUUCCUCACUGUGCCCCGAGGGGGAAAGGGCUGGGGUAUUUACCUCCGUGAUCCCAGCUCACUCCCCAUAGUCCCCUGAGGGUCUGGGGCAGGCCUGGGUAUUUAACCUGCUUCUCUGUCUUGUUAGCAUGCUGGAGGGUGGGGUGUUUUUUUUUUUUGGUAUUUUAUUUUUAUUCUCAUGGAAGUUGGGGUUUUCUAUAGCAUCCACAAUAGUAUCACCACUCCUGGGUCUCUUGUCAGUGCACCUUGGAUGAAGGGGCUCCCUAUACGUUUAUUUUUUAAGGCCAUUACUCCCUUUUAUUAUCACUCUUCAUUAAGGCCCAGAGCCCCCAUUGUCUCCCCAGGGCUGGACUCAAUUCAUGGGACUCUAAGCAACAGUAUUGUGAUGUCACCAGUCUACACAAUGAAUGACACUCUCUUAAGCAACUUAGACAAACUUCUGCUAGAGCUUGUUUUCCAGCUUGAACAAACUUCUUAUGCUAAGGAACAUGUGAAGCACCAGAUAAAUUUAUAUACUGCAAGUAUUGUGGAAAGAAAGAAUGAAAUCUGUAGAUUACAUGAGAAUAUAAACAGCAGUAAUGAUGCAAUUGUUUAUUUGCACAAGCAUAACAAGAGUAGUAAGGACAAUUGCAAUGUCUGGAAACCAACAUAUGUAGUUCUUAGCAAGCAUGAAGAAUAUUUGAAUAACCAACUCAAAAACUGCCAAGAAACUACAGAAAAUGACAAGAAAAUGUAUCAGGAUCACAUGAACCAGUAUAAAGAGAUUUUGAAACAACACAAAGCAAAAUAUUCAGAAAAUUCUCUAGCUCAGGAAUAUUAUAUGAAAAAAAAAGAGAUUGAAGAACUCCGGAAUAGAGUUCUGAAACAUUCUGAACAAUUUAAAUGGAAGGAAGCUACCCUUUUGGAUAUUUUAGAGCCUGCUCCUUUUAGGUCACUUUCUGAUUGGGCGUUACAGAUUGCUUAUCUGAGGCAAAAAACACAAGACGUCCUCAAGCAUGCUGCAGUUUUUACCCAGAAAUCUUCUGAACUAGAGAAAGAAGCAGAUGAAGUAGAAAUGAAAAUUAAUUAUUUCAAACAGCAGUUUGAAAGGAGUACAGAAGAUCAAAAUCAUUCUACAAUUAUUGAAGGAAAAAGUAAAAAAAAAUUAGAGAAAAGGAAGGCGUUUAAAGAAAGGAUGUUCGAAGAGCUUGGAAAUCUACAUUUAUUAAAUGGGAAACAUCAACAGUAUAAACCAUUACAUCUGCCUUGCAUUCCUCAGAAAUUAGUCCAAUCUGUACAGACUUUUAGCCUGUCUUCGCAAAGAACAGAAAAAGGUGAAGAAGAAAGAGACAAUUCCAUGGAUCAUUCAGGUAUUGCUAGUAUUUCCUUGAGCCAAGUGGACAGUGAAACACAGGAAACAAAGAUGCUGAAUGUGCAGAUAAAGGAGCAGCAAGUAAGUCAAAGGAUUCUGCAUAUAUAUCUCAAGAGUCAUAAUUUAGGUUGUGCAGGACCAGCACCAAAAUCACCUGCUUUUUCUUUUCUUAUGCCCUGUACCCAGAAGUCACCUGGCUUUAAUUUAUUUGACUCAUCUGUAUUCGGAGCAGAAAAUUCAUUAGACCAGACCGAUGAAAGUUAUUCUGCAGGAAACUUAAACCCUAUUUCCCCACACAAAGAUAUUGAGGAGAGACAAGUCACCGGUGACCACCCAGCCCCUGAUCCCAUCAAGGGGCAAGCCAGCAAUGAUGGUGUGCCGAUCCUCAUCUCCAACGCAUUUCUCCCCGGCACAGUCUGCCCACGUGGGGGAGCUGCACUGGUCCCCCAGUUCUCGGCACCACUCGCCGGCACCACGGAGUACCGCUCCUCCGUGGUCGUCCUUCUUGGAGACCUCGGAGUCGGAAUCCUACCACUUCAAUAGGACCAGGAACAGAAGGUCCAGGUCCCAGCAUGACAGCCUGCCCUAUCCAGCGCCGUGACUGAGAGCAGUGCGCCUGGCAUGCCAGACUUUCAGAGCCCAGCUAGCAGGGAGCUGUCUCUCAGUCAUGACAGACAACAUCACGGCAAUGUUUUAGAUAAACAAACUGUGAGAUGCACGCUCCUUUCCCUUGUGCCAGGAAGCCUUCAUUCUGUGGGACUUCUGUGUGGAGCACUCGAUACACCUGCAAGCAUCGUACCUCCCUGGAGUACAGAAUGAGUUGGCAAACCAUCUCAGCAGGUUAUUCCAUGGCCAUGAGUGGUUCCUUGACCCAGACAUAGUGGACUCAAUCUUCCAUCAGUGGGGCUUUUCAUUUUGUGACCACUUUGUAAGAAAAUAACUUUUUUAUGGACAACCUCCCUUCUCAACACCCAAUCCCUCUACAGCUUGUCUCAAAAUAUUUCAUUCUGUGGACCAUCAGGAAGGGCUCUAUAGAACACCUUGAAAGGCUCUAAUCCAUUAGAUGCAACUGUCUUUCUAGACUUCAUUGAACGCAGUGUCUUGGUAAUGGGAGCUCCAUUUCUAAUGCAUGAAUAAACAUGCCAUUGUAUGCUGAUAUGCAACAGGAUGUUAAAGUACUGUACAUUAUUUCAGAAAUACAGCGUAUUGUUGCAAUUGUCUUAAAAUAAGAUUUAAUCUAAUUUGACAGAUUAA
Mauremys mutica (yellowpond turtle) is the source of this 3867-nucleotide messenger RNA. It is a transcript of the gene C4H14orf39, whose product is annotated as chromosome 4 C14orf39 homolog. NCBI's taxonomy places the organism in Eukaryota, Metazoa, Chordata, Testudines, Geoemydidae. The record is from RefSeq and is a predicted model, not a curated record. Gene Ontology annotation, biological process: meiotic DNA double-strand break processing involved in reciprocal meiotic recombination; homologous chromosome pairing at meiosis; oogenesis. The transcript is spliced from 15 exons. Gene Ontology annotation, cellular component: central element. Bases 1441 to 3156 code for a protein of 571 amino acids.